AUGAAGAUUGCUUCGAGUGACCCGAAAGGCCCAGCAUACAUUACUGGCGCGCGAGAAGUCCUGGCUGAGAAAACGGAGCAACCCUAUAGAAUCAAUGCUAAUAUGCAUAAAGCAAUUGGACCUGCUGCUUUGCCUCAAGAUGCCGUUGAAACAAUCGUCGAAAGUUUAGUCAAGGCACAAACACCUCUCAUUAUCACAGGAUACUCUGGAAGAAUUCAUGCUUGUCCAGAACAGCUCGUUAAGCUGGCAGAAGCAAUACCAGGCCUACGUAUCCUAGACACCGGAGGAUGCCAUAUAUGUUUCCCGGCUGAUCAUCCAAGCUAUGUGGGUUUUCGCUUAAGCUUUGAAGAGGUUACUACCAAGGCAGACGUUAUCUUGGUACUUGAUUGCGAUGUCCCGUGGAUUCCAUCUCGGAAUCCUCCCCGUGAAGAUGCGAAGAUCUACUUCGUUGACGUGGACCCCUUAAAUGCCUCUAUUGGUUUUUCGUUUCUCCCAGCUAAUGGUCGAUGGAAAGCAGACGGUUAUACUGCAAUGGCCCAAUUGAAUCGCCAUCUCUCGUCGACACCGAAACUUCAAAACACUUUGAAAGAUGAGAUUUACAAACAUAGAUGGGAAAAUCUGCAGAAGAUCUAUUCAGCCAAAGUGGAGUCACUUUCGAAACUAUCCACUCCUGCAACCAAUGGAUCAUUGGAUAUCCAUCACGUCGGUUUUGCCAUAAAGACAGCAGUUCCCAAGGAUACCAUUUUCGUUGUAGAGGCAGCAACAUGUGCGAUGUCUCUAUCUGAUCAAAUCCAGGCGAAUGUCCCAGCAAUUUGGAUCAACUCAGGGGGUGCGGGACUUGGAUGGAGUGGCGGAGCGGCUCUUGGUGUAAAACUAGCUCACAAUGCUAGUGGCGCUCCGAAGUUCAUCUGCCAGGUUGUUGGUGAUGGCUGCUUUCUAUUCAGCGAACCAAGCAGCGUGUAUUGGAUAGCUUCGAGAUACAAUAUCCCUGUGUUGACAAUAGUGCUUAACAAUAAAGGUAAGUUUGCUAAUUUCUUCACUAUUCAAUGGGAAUGAAUCACUAACUUCUCAUCCUCUGAGGAUGGAACGCACCGCGCCGCUCUCACGAUCUAGUUCAUCCUAAAGGCCUCGGUGCUACCGUAAUCAACAAAGAAAUGCACAUUUCACUGGACCCAUCACCAGACUAUGGUGGAAUUGCCAAGGCUGCAGCAGGAAGUACUUUCGGGGCGACCGGAGAAGGGCUGUUUACCGGAAAAGCCAGGACGGCAGAUGAACUGAAACUCUUGCUGGAACAAGCCGUAGCUUCUGUGAAGAGUGGCAAGGGUGCUCUUAUUGAAGCUGUCCUGGCGGUCGAUGAGAAGGGCGACAGUCUGAUACAGAAGUGACUCAAGCUAAAAUGCGGGCAAUUGAUUUGUGCGAAAUAGAGAAUUUGACUUAUUGACAUCAACAUGGAAC
This is a messenger RNA of Hymenoscyphus albidus, 1455 nucleotides long. The record is from the annotation of a GenBank genome assembly. NCBI's taxonomy places the organism in Eukaryota, Fungi, Ascomycota, Leotiomycetes, Helotiales, Helotiaceae.